Molecule: messenger RNA, 708 nt
Organism: Aplysia californica (California sea hare)
Lineage: Eukaryota; Metazoa; Mollusca; Gastropoda; Aplysiida; Aplysiidae
Product: peptide methionine sulfoxide reductase MsrB
Exons: 6
Coding region: 19-543 (174 amino acids)
Biological process (GO): protein repair; response to oxidative stress
Cellular component (GO): cytoplasm
Molecular function (GO): peptide-methionine (R)-S-oxide reductase activity
Source: RefSeq, a predicted model, not a curated record
UGGGAGACACACAAUCCGAUGCAAGUCAUUUUUAUCUUGUUAGGUCUUUCCGUCAUUGCCAGUCACUGCCAGCGGAUUCCUGACACAGUGGGUGGUGAGAGAGCCAACAAAGUCGUUCUCACAGAUGAGGAGUGGAGAGCCAAACUGACACCUGCACAGUAUGAUGUGUGCCGGCGGCAUGGGACAGAGAGGGCGUGGACGGGAGAGCUGCUGGAGAACAAGGGCAAAGGGGUUUACCAGUGUGCCUGUUGUGGUGUCGACUUAUUCAACUCGUCUACAAAGUUUGACUCUGGCUCAGGCUGGCCUUCGUUUUAUGAUGUUGUGAAGGACAAAGACGACGAGGAGCUGCCAGCCGUGGGAACUCACACCGACAGAAGCCACGGGAUGAUGCGCACCGAAGUGUUGUGUGGAAAGUGUGACGCCCACCUGGGCCACGUAUUCAACGACGGGCCGCGACCCACCGGCCUCCGCUACUGCAUCAACAGUGUGUGCCUCAAGUUUAAGCCAGCUCGGGGGGACAAGGACUCGAAGGACGAGUUGUGACCCAGCAAAAUCUGACCCAACUGAAAUAUUUGGGCUGACACUUCGUCGCCUCAGAACUAUUUUGCCCAAAGUGUACUUAACCCUUUCAGUACGCCCUGGGGUCAUUUUGUACCCCCUGGGUUGUAUUCUUCACAUUUUAGAAUAUUUCUAGCACGAUAAUCUCUU